GUGGCCCGCAGGCCUUGAGUUUGACACAAGUGCUCUACGGUAACACCAGGCGAAACCGGAACACACCAAAUUCCACACUUUGUGUCUGUACGGACUUAUUUCUCUUGCCCCCUUCAGAGCAGCAAUGACCGGGUGAUGUUCGGUAUUUUAUCUUUUGUAAACAGCAUACUGGGGAUGUAGAGUUCAUGGUUAUGUUGUGUUUAGCGCGUUUUCAAUAGUUUUUGGUGUUCCGACUAACGUAUCACGCCUUUAAUCUUGUUAUCUUCAACUAGUAGUGUUUACGCUGUGUUCGCACACAGCGGCAGUUUGUUUAGUCGAAGAUGCCUUGGACAGCUCAAACCUGCCAGGGCUGCGGUGGCUCAAACAUCGUCGAAGAUGAUCUGUACUGUCAACCGCAGCGGGUGUGUGUGGACUGCGGGUCCGUUGUGUCAGAGGGAGUCCUGGCCUCUGAACCAGUGGUCGGACCAGUUGUCACAUACAGCAGAACCACAGCUGUGGCCAAAAAGCCAUGUCUGAACCUGAUAAAAGGUCUGCAGCGUGUGAAAGCCAUGUGUCGGAUUCUCAUGGUCCACAGAGAAAUUGAGCAGCUCUCGCAGACCUAUUACAACAAGGCCUAUCAGCAUGAAAGUUUCCUCAAAGUAAGCCUCCAGAAGAAAGAAGUUCUCGCUGGGUGCUGUGUGCUUGUAAGCUGCAGACUUCUCAACUGGCCCAUUACCAUGGCAACCAUCCUCUGCCUGAUCAAUGCUGACCCAACCCUGGUGGGAGAGGUUUAUCAAGAAAUGAUCAGUGCUCUAAAAAUUGAGGCGCCUAUCGUCCUCAUCACUGAUGUAAUAGAGACCCACAUUCAGGAGUACAAAAUCAGCUCUCUUCAUCUUCCUGAAGAAUUUGCUGAGAACUCCAAGGACUUGACCAGAUGUGCUGUAGCUCUGGUGGAGCUGGCAGCAGAUUCCUGGAUUGUGACUGGUCGCAAACCCGUCCCUAUCAUUAUGGCGGCAGUCUAUUUGGCUUGGCAGUCCCUGAGACCCACCAAGCAACGGCUCAAAACCUCUUUGGAGAAAUUCUGUCAGAUUGCAAAAGUGAAUAAGUACAGACCUGCUGUGAAGAGGAUAGCUGAGAUAAAGGAGGCACUGUGUAAGCUGGGUAAAGAGAUUCCUUGGGUCAGGGAAGCAGUGACACCAGAUAAUGUUGUUCAGCACGUGGAGGACAUUCUGCAGCACAGGUACGCCCUGCUAAGGAGGGCUAUGAGAACCCACCAGGAUGCUCUGCAGGAAGGACGUAAGGCUGGCUUUGACAACUCUCUAACUGAGGAGACUGAUUCAGUCCAAAGCUCUGAGCUUGUAGAGCAAACUCCAAACUCAUCCUCUGUAAAACAGUGUGAACCGAAUGAAGAAGGGGCCCCACAACCAAGAGAUGGAGAUAAUAAUCCAUGCACAGUAUCUGAGCUGCACAGCGGCCCUCACGAGAGGAAUGAUGUGGAACUAAACUGGGGGAAGAGAGUGCUGUUUGCUCCCCCAUGUGUGAUUCGUGCCAAGAGGAGGAGAGUGGAGCAGCCAGAACUCCAGGAUGUAACUGGUGAUGAGGAAAUCUCUGACAGUGAAAUUGAUUCAUACAUCCGCACUCCUCAGGAAGCUAGAGACUUUGCUUUGACACAGAAGAUGUUUGAGAAAUCAUAACCAGUUAUGGAGAUCAAUGUUUUCUUAUGUGGUUAUGGUUGUACAGGACAAAAUAUUUUAUGAGCUUAAAUGCAUGUUUUGUUUGAGUUUGAGUAUUUCAGUUAGGAUCCACAUAUUUUUAUUUCCAUAAGACUUGGUUAAUGAUGAGAGAUGCUACAACCUUUUUUAGCUAGUUUUAACCAGUCUAAGUAACAGAUUGGUUCUGAGACUUGGUUUACUUUCAAAUAAAGGUGGGUUGAAAUGGUUAUUGGAUACACCGCAUUGUGCAAUAAAAAAAAUGGUGUGAGU
Molecule: messenger RNA, 1961 nt
Organism: Monopterus albus (swamp eel)
Lineage: Eukaryota; Metazoa; Chordata; Actinopteri; Synbranchiformes; Synbranchidae
Gene: brf2
Product: BRF2 general transcription factor IIIB subunit
Exons: 4
Coding region: 321-1673 (450 amino acids)
Biological process (GO): DNA-templated transcription initiation; transcription preinitiation complex assembly
Cellular component (GO): transcription preinitiation complex; nucleus
Molecular function (GO): TBP-class protein binding
Source: RefSeq, a predicted model, not a curated record